GCGGGUGGCAUUCUCCGGUCAGUUCACCGGCGAGCCUCCAAAAAGCCACAGGCAGCAGUUAGAUAGACCGGCUCAUCCACCCGGCCACCGUUUCCGAGCUUUUUCCCAACAGUUUCUCGUAUAAACCCUGCCUGCUUCCUCAGAUCGUCCGAAUCAAUCCAAUCCAACCCAUUCCACCAAGAACUGUCCAAGAUGGCGGGGCGCAUGCUCGGGGUGGUUGCCGUCCUCGUCGCGACGGCGACCCUCUGCUCGGCACAGACGACAACGACGGUGCAGCCGAUGAUGAUGCCGACGUGCGCGCCGGUGCCGCUCAGCCUGUCGCCGUGCAUCGGCUACCUGUUCGGCUCCGGGACGGCGGCGCUGCCGUCGUGCUGCUCGCAGCUCCAGGCCUUCUUCCAGUCCCAGGGGCCCUGCCUGUGCGCCAUGUCCAAGCUCGCGCCCAGCUCCUUCGGCCUCGUCCUCGGCCAGGUCCAGGGCAUGAUCCCCAACGUGUGCAACCUGCCCACCGACCCAUGCCAUGAUGUCGCCGGGGCGAGCAAUUCGACCGACGACUCGACGCCGACAACCACAAAGGCCGCCGCGGCUCCAGAAGCGGCACCUCCGGCAGCGGCCACUCCUGCCGAGCCUGAGCCUGCAACCACGACAUCGACGACCCCGGAGAGUGCUGCUGCGGCUGAAGCUCCGCCGGCAGCAGCAGGUGACGAUUCUCCGGCUGUUACCACGGCCACAGGGCAGGUUGCUCCCCAAGGCGCAGGAGCCAGCACCGAUUCACAGGGAAUAUCAAAGCUCCCAGAACUGCUGCACGCAGCAGGGGCGCCGAGCUCUGCCGCAGCCACCGUGCUCAUCAGUGUGUUCCUUGCCUAUGCUUCGGCCAUGUUUCUGUAACCUAGCCAUAGACAUUACCAGCAAAUGUAUCGCUGUACCAUACGAUGCGGCGUAGAUUCACGCGGCUGCGCCGUGUUCAUACCAUGUUGCAGUGAUAAUGUUACAGUUCAUGUGUUGAAGCAAAGCAAA
Hordeum vulgare subsp. vulgare (domesticated barley) is the source of this 1014-nucleotide messenger RNA. Its product is annotated as non-specific lipid transfer protein GPI-anchored 5-like. The coding region runs from base 193 to 885 and encodes 230 amino acids. The record is from RefSeq and is a predicted model, not a curated record. Lineage: Eukaryota; Viridiplantae; Streptophyta; Magnoliopsida; Poales; Poaceae. The transcript is spliced from 2 exons.